Panicum virgatum (switchgrass) is the source of this 2796-nucleotide messenger RNA. Its product is annotated as vacuolar cation/proton exchanger 1c-like. The coding region runs from base 1213 to 2442 and encodes 409 amino acids. The transcript is spliced from 10 exons. Gene Ontology annotation, molecular function: calcium:proton antiporter activity. Gene Ontology annotation, cellular component: plant-type vacuole membrane. Gene Ontology annotation, biological process: intracellular calcium ion homeostasis; calcium ion transmembrane transport. Lineage: Eukaryota; Viridiplantae; Streptophyta; Magnoliopsida; Poales; Poaceae. The record is from RefSeq and is a predicted model, not a curated record.
CGGAACGCGUCUAUGUAAACGUGUAGGAGUUGAACACCGGCGCGGCAUCGCCCGUUCUGAGACAUUUCGGUGGCGCUCGCUCAGGUCAAUCCCGUGCGUUCCUUUCGUUGCUUGUUCGUUCGUUGCCAUGGCGCCUUCCCAGAGCGGCGGCGGCGACGCGGCAGGAGAUCUCCUGGAGACCGGGCUGCUGGUGGCAGCCAUCAAGGCGACGUCCACGUCGGGGCGCCCGGCGGACGACGAGAGGGGCGCGGGGGCGACGACGUCCUCGCGGGUGCGGCGGGGCGCGCGGCUCGCGGCGGCGCAGCUGCAGGAGGUGUUCCUGGGCACGAGGCUGUUCCCGCUCUUCUCCGCCGUGCCGCUCGCCGUCGCCGCCCAGCACCUCCGCCUCGGCCGGGGUGAAGAUGUGAUAGAUGAUUGGCAUACGAAAAAAUUGGAGGCAUGCCACACAGGGGGAUUUAAAUACAGAAUAAAUAAACUUAUGGAUUAGCAGUUAGCAAAUGCGGUCACAGGAUGAUUAGUCAAACGUUUUAGCCUACCCACGACUAGAUCUAUGCAAAAGACAAUGUCAACUCGUGGUGCUUUGCCAUCUGCAGCUUGAGAUUUCAAAGAUUCGUUUUGGGCUCCUCGCUCCUUUGACAAGUCUACUUUAUUCCUCCUGAGAAUUGCGUGAUCUCGUGCAAGUUUUGGGGCAAGACCUGGUCUGUUUGCUUGGGGAAUUAUGCUAGGAUUUUGUUUUCUGCUCGAACAAAUUCCUCAUAUGAAAGAAAAUUUCAUGAAGCAGUAGAUUGGAGGAUAUUUACAUGUGACAUGUCCAUGUCCAAAUGGGUAUUGAAAUUGGACUGGAGGUAGCUCGUCAUCUUGUGAUUAGUAUGGUCUUUCUUGGCUGCAGCUGGCAUAUAGGUGACGCAGCUGGUUCGGACGCGUCACUAAAAGUUUUUUGGUGACGCGGUUAAUUUCAAUGUCGCCUAUUAUGGUGUCAUCUUUGUUGUAUUCUGGCAUAGUGUCACUCUAGUUUACAAUCACUGCCAUGUGCCUCUGCAAUCCCAAGAAAGGGAUUGACGAGGCUGUGAGAUUUUUUUUCUGGUGUCCCGUUUCAAUAUGUGAGCAACACGGCCACUAGAGAUUGCUGCAUUCUUGAUAGCACGCUUAUACAAGCACAGGGAUUGUUCGAUAAAUAACCUCAAAACAAAUUCACACAGCAAGAGUUCAAAAAUGCUUGCAGUUUCUUAUUUUUAUUUUACUAUAAUAAUCUCUCGAAUUAGUUGGAUUUUUUUUCGUCACACUUACCGUGAGAAAUUGUUGUGGCAGGCCUGGGUGUUCGUUUUCAGCUUGAUAGGCAUGGCCCCCCUUGCAGAACGUGUGAGCUUCUUAAGCGAACAUAUUGCCGAUACCGCAGGACCAACAGCUGGUGGGAUUCUGAAUGCAACAUGUGGGAAUGUACCUGAACUUAUUAUUGCACUCUUUGCUCUGCAUAAGGAGAAGUUGGAGAUCUUAAAGUGGUCACUUUUAGGUUCCAUAUUAUCCAAUUUGCUGCUUGUCCUUGGUUCAUCCCUCCUGUGUGGUGGGCUUGCAAAUACAGGCAAGGAGCGUCCGCUAGACAGGAGACAAGCAGAUGUAAGCAUAGGCCUUUUGAUGCUGGGUGUUCUAUGCCACAUAUUACCUCUACUGUCUAAAUACGCUAAUUGCACUGGACAUAGCAUAAGUUCAUCAGGUUCAGUUCUGGAAUUAUCAAGAUUAAGUGCCAUUGUAAUGCUCACCGUGUACUUUGGAGGCCUCAUCUUUCAGCUAAAAACCCAUCGUCAAAUUUUUGAGCAAGAGGACAGCUCAGAGAGCACCAACACUAACAACAGCAAUGAUGAUGAUGGCAGUUCAGUUAUAGGAUUUACCAGUGCAGUGAUCUGGUUGAUUGGCAUGACUGUAGUCAUUGCUGUGUUAUCUAAUUACAUCAUCACUACAAUUGAGGUACAACUUUUUUUGGGGACAUACAUCAAGGCCCUUAAAUUCAUUUCAUCCCUGUUUGUGUGCCAAUUCUGUUUCCAGGAAGCAUCAGAGUCAUUAGGUAUUCCACUCAGGUUCAUCAGCAUUAUCCUACUUCCAAUUGUUGGAAAUGCUGCCGAGCAUGCAGGCGCUAUCAUAUUUGCUUUCAAGAACAAAAUUGAUAUCACCCUGGGCAUUGCUCUUGGUUCGGCUACUCAAAUUUCGCUGCUUGUGGUGCCCAUCAUUCUUAUUGUAUCUUGGGUGAAUGGCAUCCCUAUGGAUCUCGACUUGAAUCUUCUUGAGACUGGAUCGUUGGUUAUGACUGUAUUUACAACAGCAUUUACGCUUCAGGAUGACAAAUGGCAUUACUUGAAAGGCUUCAAUUUGACACUUUGCUACAUUGUAAUAGCAGCGUGCUUCUUCACCAUAAAGGCCCUCCCAACACCAAAGAAGGUACAUGACUGAGCUGCUCAAGGAGAUGCUGCAUCAAAAAAGGUGCAUGCCUGAGCUGCUCAAAGAGAUGUUGUCCAUGUUUAGAAUGAAAUUGAGGCACCUCAGUUCAAGGUAGUAGACUGGCGUUCCCUCAAGCUCCUUAUGAUCAAGCUUUUGUUGAACACGCCGGGGACCAACAUAUUUGACUAUAUUGCUGACAAAAUGUGACUCCUAAUAUUUCUCCCUUAUAUUACUGACAAAUUAAGUGUGGUCAGCUGCUCCAAGGAAGCGAAUUUUAGGAAGUGAUGUAAUUAUUGUUUUUGCAUGAUUAUGCUUGUUAGUGCCUAGUUGUUAGGUACUAUGUGUGAUUCCCGAUCACUGCAACUA